This is a messenger RNA of Photinus pyralis (common eastern firefly), 671 nucleotides long. RefSeq lists its product as uncharacterized. The record is from RefSeq and is a predicted model, not a curated record. The transcript is spliced from 3 exons. The coding region runs from base 147 to 638 and encodes 163 amino acids. Lineage: Eukaryota; Metazoa; Arthropoda; Insecta; Coleoptera; Lampyridae.
GUGUCAAAUCUAAAUAAAAUGUUGAAUGCCUAAAUCCUCCAGUGCUUUAAAAUGUGGUGCAUUUGUGAAGGUUACGUGCCAUUUGUCAUUUACUGACAAAAGUAGCUGUAGCUUUUUUGACAGUUACGCCAAAUUGUAAGUAUUUAAUGAGUACCGAAGGGUAUGAUGUGAACCAGUCGUCCCAAUCAGAUCUUGUGAGAAAAUGUGAACAAAACUUUUACUUGACAGCGACGAUACAGGGUCGACUAUCUUACCUGUUGAUGUCCAUCCAUGCGGUGACUCCGUCGAUAUGUGCAAGAUUAACGACCUACAACCCGGGGCCUAUCCUUUUCUAUAACAUGCUGUACGGGGUCGCCGCCCAUUUGCAUUGCAGACCUCACAUGCAGCUGCUAGGAAGUUUCCACAGAGUCGCGUUUAGUAUUUUAGGCUCGAUCGCUUUCAACCACUCUUGCAUGAUGGGGUUUCAGUGGGUGGUAAAUACGUUCCCCAUGCGUCCUUACCUUCGAACGUUCAUGGGAUUUUUCGUUGGUAGAUUAAUGAUGGUUUACUUCCUCGCUUAUAUGUACCAUGUCGAUUCGCGCAGUGUGGUUGGCCAAAUUGUGGAACGCGAUGCUAAUUAUGAAUCGAUGUAUUUGUAACUUUUACGAGUGGGUACCUAAUAAAUACUUACA